AUGGCCGAAGAAGUUGAUGAUCAGGAAAAUCUACCCUUCAAAGAAGCUGACCUGCUUAACUGCAUUGACCAAGAGAGUUUUCUUGUCACAGUUAUGGGCUUAACUGGUGUUGGCAAAUCGAAUUUGCUUGAACGACUUGGCGCAACAUCUCUGCGCACGGUUGAUGGCGCUAUGGUCGGCCAUAGACUCGAAUCUCAUACGAGGACAGUUAACUUUUACUCCUUGAAAUACCGAGAUCAACACUUUCUCUUUAUCGACACACCAGGAUUUGAGGACGGUGCGCGUCAAAAUUCCGACAUACUCCAAAUCAUAGCACAGCAUCUGGCGACUUCGUACAAUCACAAGAAAUAUCCAGAUUCUGUCAUCUACGUAUCCAAGAUUACAGAGACAAGAUUUAUGGGUCAUGCGAGGAAGAACUUGGAUUUAUUUGAAGAGGUCUGCGGGACCGACAGCAUGGAAAUGGUGACGCUUCUCACUACUAUGUGGGAUACUGCCGGACAGGUGCCUCCAACUAGGAUAUCAGACUUUGAAUCCCGGGAAGAAGAGUUGAUCACCAAAUACUGGAACGAGAUGAUUCAACAGGGCGCAAAACCUCGUCGUAGUGACAAUACAAGAGACUCACUGCUUCCAAUACUGGAUCAAUGCAUUGCCCGUCGAGCGCAGUUGCAAGAGCAGGGUCGGACGCACCCCGCACUACAGCUCCAGACGGAGCUGGUAGAGGACAACCGGAAACUGAUAGAUACCUCUGCCGGUUCGCUUCUGGCACAUGAAUUCAGGCAAACGGAGAAGCGGCUCGAGAACCACAAAGAACGCUUGUCGAAAUAUCUUGAGGAGGACCCACAAAAUGAACGCCUUGCAAGGAGAAUUGAGGCGGUGGAGUAUGAAAUUCAAGAGAAUAAAGAGGCAGAGGAUAGGCUUAGAUACUGGACAAUCGCGGGGAUAAGUACCGCCUUCAUCGCUGCUCUUGGGGGACUUCUUGGGCUUAUCUUGAGUGCUGCAAGGUAA
Pochonia chlamydosporia 170 is the source of this 1005-nucleotide messenger RNA. Its product is annotated as 50S ribosome-binding GTPase domain-containing protein. Gene Ontology annotation, molecular function: GTP binding. Bases 1 to 1005 code for a protein of 334 amino acids. Lineage: Eukaryota; Fungi; Ascomycota; Sordariomycetes; Hypocreales; Clavicipitaceae. The record is from RefSeq and is a predicted model, not a curated record. The transcript has 3 exons.